Molecule: messenger RNA, 7521 nt
Organism: Malaclemys terrapin pileata
Lineage: Eukaryota; Metazoa; Chordata; Testudines; Emydidae
Gene: INSRR
Product: insulin receptor related receptor
Exons: 22
Coding region: 263-4387 (1374 amino acids)
Biological process (GO): positive regulation of phosphatidylinositol 3-kinase/protein kinase B signal transduction; multicellular organism development; regulation of JNK cascade
Cellular component (GO): insulin receptor complex; membrane; axon
Molecular function (GO): insulin receptor substrate binding; insulin receptor activity; phosphatidylinositol 3-kinase binding
Source: RefSeq, a predicted model, not a curated record
GGGGCGCAGAAGCCGGGGGCUUUCUCCUUGAAGCCCGGAGCGAGGUGGAUCGAGGCCAGUUGCGGCGGAGGCCAAGGAGCGGCGCUGUCCCUGCCAGUCCCCUGGGAAUGAAGUGGGAGGCGCUGGGGUCCCUCUGUUCCCAAGCUCCACAGCCAGGGUGGCGCCUGCUUUCCGCCCCAUAAGAGGAGCUGCCGGGGGCGCGGGCGUGUGCGCAUUCUGCCUCGCUUUGGAGAACAGCCGGGGGCUUUUCUGUUCAUGGACCAUGGGGGCGGAGAAGGAGACAGUGGCACCGUCGUCCCUCUGCCUCCUGCCGCUCGGGAUAGCUCUGCUGGUGCUCAGCCUCGUCCCACCUGUGCCUGCGCUGGCCACCCCUGGAAUCUGCUGCAGCAUGGACAUCCGCAACGACGUCUCCCAGCUGAGGAAGCUGGAGAACUGCACCAUCAUCGAGGGCAACCUGCAGAUCCUCCUCAUGUUCACCACCGCCGCCGAGGACUUCCGCGGCCUCAGUUUCCCCCGCCUCAUCAUGAUCACCGAGUACCUCCUCCUCUUCCGGGUCUACGGGCUGGAGAGCCUGCGUGACCUCUUUCCCAACCUGUCCGUCAUCCGGGGCACUAACCUCUUCUUCAACUAUGCCCUGGUCAUCUUCGAGAUGCCCCACCUCAGGGACAUCGGCUUGCACAGCCUGACCAAUAUCCUGCGGGGCUCGGUGCGCAUUGAACGCAACCAGGAGCUCUGCCACAUCUCCACCAUCGACUGGGGGCUGCUCCUGCUCGACUCGGUGGAGAACAACUACAUCGUGAGCAACAAACAGGUGGAGGAGUGUGCCGACGUGUGCCCGGGCAUCCUGGACGUGGAGAAGCCCUGCGUCCAGACCAGCGUCAAUGGGCAUCUAGAGUAUCGCUGCUGGACAUCCAGCUACUGCCAGAAAGUGUGUCCUUGUGGAGACGGAAUCGCCUGCACCGCCGCCGGGGAAUGCUGCCACCCGGAGUGCCUGGGAGGCUGCAGCCGGCCGUGGGACAGCAGGGCCUGCGUGGCCUGCCGCCACUUCCACUUCAACGGGCAUUGCCUGACCUCCUGCCCGGCCCGCACCUACCGGUACGAGGGCUGGCGCUGCGUGACGGCUGAGUACUGCGCCAGCCUCCGCAAGGUGUCCGAGAACCCCCGGGAGGCCUCUGAGUUCGUCAUCCACCAUGAGGGGUGCCUGUCCGAGUGCCCCUCGGGGUACACGCGCAAUGACAGCAGCAUCUUCUGCCACAAGUGCGAGGGGCUGUGCCCCAAGGAGUGCAAGGUGGGCACCAAGACCAUCGACUCGACCCGCGCGGCGCAGGAGCUGGCCGGCUGCACCUACGUCGAGGGCAACCUGAUCGUUAACAUCCGCAGGGGCUAUAACCUGGUCUCGGAGCUGCAGAACAGUCUGGGACUCAUUGAGACCAUCACGGGCUUCCUGAAGAUCAAGCACUCCUUCGCCCUCGUCUCCUUGUCCUUCUUCAAGAACCUCAAGCUCAUCCGGGGGGACUCCAUGGUGGACGGGAAUUACACCCUCUACGUCCUGGACAACCAGAACCUGCAGCAGCUCUGGGACUGGAGCCACCACAUGCUCUCCAUCCCCGUGGGGAAGGUGUACUUCGCGUUCAACCCCAAGCUGUGCCUGUCUGAGAUCUACCGCAUGGAGGAGGUGACGGGCACCAAGGGCCGGCAGAACAAAGCCGAGAUCAAUCCUCGCACCAACGGGGACAGAGCCUCCUGCAAGACCCAGACUCUGCGCUUCGUUUCCAACAUCACCGAGUCCGACCGCAUCUUCCUGAAGUGGGAGCGCUACCGGCCCCCCGAGUACCGUGAUCUGCUCAGCUUCAUCGUCUACUACAAGGAAUCGCCCUUUCAGAACGUGACCGAGUACGUGGGGCAGGAUGCCUGCGGGGCCAACAGCUGGAACGUGGUAGAUGUGGAGCUGCCGCUGAACAACGACCAGGAUCCGGGGGUGGCCCUGCUGAACCUCAAGCCCUGGACCCAGUAUGCCAUCUUCGUCCGCGCCAUCACCCUGACCACGGCCGAGGAGGGGCGCAACUACGGGGCGCAGAGCGAGGUGGUGUACGUCCGCACCAUGCCGGCAGCCCCCACAGUGCCCCGGGACGUCCUGUCCAUGUCGAACUCCUCCUCCCACAUCAUUGUGCGCUGGAAGCCGCCCAGCCAGCGCAACGGGAACAUCACCUACUACCUGGUGCUGUGGCAGCAGCUGGCCGAGGACCUGGAGCUCUACGUCAAUGACUAUUGCCACAAAGGCCUCAAGCUGCCCACCAGCAGUGCGGACACCCGCUUCAACGUGGACGACAGCGGGGGCCCCGAGCUGGAGCAGGACACGGAGGAGCGGUGCUGCCCGUGCCACCGGGACGGCGGGCAGCUGCAGAUGGAGGGCGAGGCUGUCUCCUUCCAGAAGAAGUUUGAGAACUUCCUACACAAUUCCAUCAUCAUCCCCAGACCCCCUUGGAAGGUGACGUCUGUCAAAAAGAACCCUCAGAGGACUCGGAAAAGGCGCAGAGACAUCUUGGCUCUGACCAGCUCUGGCCACCCGCUCUCCAACACCUCCUCUCUGGAGCUCCCAGGGAAACCGCCCUCCCUGAACCUAACAGGCGCUGCCCCCAAAGCCCAAACGGAUUUCCGGAUCUUUGAGGACAAAGUGGUGCGGGACCGGACGGUCAUUUCCCAGCUGCGCCACUUCACCGAGUACCGCAUCGACAUCCACGCCUGCAACCACGCCGCCCACACCGUGGGCUGCAGUGCGGCCACCUUUGUCUUUGCCCGGACUAUGCCUGAGGUGGAAGCGGAUAACAUCCCCGGCAACGUCACCUGGGAGCCGGCCAGCAAGAACAGCGUCCUGCUGCGCUGGGAGGAACCCAAGAACCCCAAUGGGCUCAUCCUCAAAUACGAGAUCAAGUACAGCCGGGAAAACGAGGAGGUCACCACCGUGGUGUGUGUGUCUCGCCACCGCUACGCCAAAUACGGGGGUGUCCACCUCGCCCUCCUGCAGCCGGGGAAUUACUCUGCCAAGGUCCGGGCCACCUCGCUGGCCGGGAACGGGUCGUGGACUGGACUCAUCAAAUUUUACAUCCUUGGCCCGGCCGAGGAGGAGUCUGGCGGCUUCUACGUGCUGCUGACCGUCAUGCCCAUUGUCCUCAUGGUGGUGAUCACCUGCCUGGUGGUCUUUGUCUUCUUCUACUAUAAGAGAAGGAACAAUGACGGAUACCCGAGCGGCACACUUUAUGCUUCGGUCAAUCCGGAAUACUUCAGCACCUCGGACAUGUACAUCCCGGAUGAGUGGGAGGUGUCGCGGGAUAAGAUCACGGUGAUCCGGGAGCUGGGGCAGGGAUCCUUUGGGAUGGUCUACGAAGGGAUCGCCCAGGGCAUUGAGAAAGAGGACGAGGAGACGAAGGUGGCCUUGAAGACCGUCAACGAGCUGGCCACCAUGAGGGAGCGGAUUGAGUUCCUGAACGAGGCCUCGGUCAUGAAGGCGUUUAAGUGUCACCACGUGGUCCGUCUCCUUGGCGUGGUGUCCCAGGGCCAGCCAGCCCUGGUCAUUAUGGAGCUGAUGACCCGAGGGGACUUGAAGAGUUACCUCCGCUCUCUCAGACCGGACGCAGAGAACAACCCUGGCCUGCCCCCACCGUCACUCAAGGACAUGAUCCAGAUGGCAGGGGAGAUCGCCGACGGCAUGGCCUACCUCAACGCCAAGAAAUUUGUGCACCGGGACCUCGCCGCCCGCAACUGCAUGGUGUCGGAGGACUUCACGGUGAAGAUUGGAGAUUUCGGCAUGACCAGAGACAUCUACGAGACGGAUUAUUACCGGAAAGGUGGCAAGGGGCUGCUUCCUGUCCGCUGGAUGUCCCCGGAAGCCCUGAAGGACGGGAUCUUCAACACCCACUCUGACGUCUGGUCGUUUGGGGUGGUGCUCUGGGAGAUCGCCACGCUGGCCGAGCAGCCCUACCAGGGCUUGUCCAACGAGCAGGUGCUUCGCUUUGUGAUGGACAAUGGCAUCCUGGAAAGGCCUGAGAACUGCCCGGAGAAACUCCACGAGCUGAUGAGCUGGUGCUGGCAGCAGAACCCCCGCCAGCGCCCCAGCUUCACCCAGCUACUGGAGAGCAUCAAGGACGACAUGGACCCCAGCUUCCGCAACCUCUCCUUCUUCUACAGCGCCGAGAACAAGCGCCGGGGCUCCUGCGAGCCCUCAGACGUGGAGACGGACAACCUGCUGGAGGAGGAGCCGCCCACCGCCCUGGCUGCCCUGCGCCUCCCCCUUGCCACCAACGGCAGCCCCGGGCCUGCCGUCGCCCCACAGAAAGACCUGAGCUAUCCCAGGAACUGCUGUCACUUGAAUGGGGCACCGUACCUCUGAGAGCUGGGGAGCUCCCGGCCACGGCUGCUUCCAAAGCCUUCGUUGCAAAGAAGACCCCGUAGCUAUUAUCUGUUCCAUGAGGACCCUGCAAUGGAUCAUCUGGUUCCGUCACUGACCUCCCUAUAGGUCCAGAUUCCCAGGGAUCCCCACAUUGACACCCCUUCCACUCAUCGCGGCACUGGGAUUGGAUCUGAGCCACGUAAGCAGCUGGUUUUCAUCCCUCCUGGCGGGGGAAAGGCCCCCAGCUGCACCCUACGAGUCCCUUCAGGUCCCCUGCCUCCUGGGUGCCAGGGCUUCUCGCAGGCUUUGAGAGGGGCGGCAGAGCGAGACGCUGAUUAACGAUUUGGGGGAGAUGGUGACUUGGCCUUUGAAUUGCAGCAGAGCGUGUCUGGGCAAAGGGGAAACCCGGGGCGCUUCCGCGAACACAGAGCCCGCUCUGUCAGUGCCGUUUUCGAGGUGUGGCGCGGGGUGACAGAUGCCUAAAACGGACACUCCUGUCGCUGACGGGCAAAGCCAUUGGGACGAGCAAUGUACUGUGACAGCUCCUUGGCUAGAAAACAACGUCCCACUUCUUUGGGCCCGGACAGCGGAGGGCUGGGCUGUUCCCUGGACACAGGGGUCUUUUCCCCUUUGGUGGGAAAUGCAGGCGAGCGGCUGCUCCUGUGGGGGGGAGGGUCGUGCGGGGGGAGAGGGGGACCCUCACCUCUUGCCCUGUGUUUUUUUUCUCUUGGUUCUCAUUUGAGUUGUUUGUGGAGGGAUGUUGAAGGCACUUUGGGAUGUUUUUCCCCUUCCGGACAAGGCACAGACAGAUCCUUUGCUGGGUGGAAUCGUCAGUGCCCCGCUGAACUCGACAGUUCCAGCUGGAGGGUGUGCCACUGGGCGCUCCAGGUCUUUACCAGCUCGAUGGCUGGGAGCUGCUGGGAGCGACGGCCUCCGGCUCAGAGCGGGCAAUGGCUGGAGGUGGAUCUCUGAGACUUGGGCAAGGCUGAGGCUGUGCGGACUGGCAUGCUCAGACACUAACGAUGCUUCCAGCCCCCGGGACGCACACACCGAUCCAGACCUCAGCUGGCGUAACCGGAUGCAGCUCCGUUGCCUUCAGGGCAGCCGCGGCAUUUUCCACUGGCUGGGAGGGCACCCAACAGUGACCUGUUUGCUGUCGAAUCCCUCCUCCCUUUUUGCCAGGGAAGGAGAAGUUGCAUCUUCUGGCUCCCAAGGACGCACGUUCGUUCUCCAGGCUGGUCCUAGAUGUGGGUUGGAGGCAACUCUGUCUCAUCCCGAGGUCUCUUUCUAAAACCCACCUCGGGACAGGUUACGUUGCAGCCAAGCUCUAGGGAAUGUCAGUAGCUGCUGGCUCCCAGAGAUAGGGAUCUGCACGGGCAGCAGUGUAGCAUUGUCCUCUGGGCCGAUGGGGGUCGGCAGGCAGAAGGGCUGAAAGCCUCCAGACGUUAUUAUUUAUUAUCUGUUGUGAGUGGCCCCUGGGAGCCCCAGGCGCAGCCCAGGACCCCACGGUGCUAGGUGCUGUACAAACACCAAAAAAGAUGGUCCCUGCCCUCCGAAGUGGACAAUCUAAGGGCAAUUUAGACGGCUCGGGAAAAUUUUUCCUCUCCAGACUGCCGAUGAGGGGUAAGAUCUUCCCAGUCCCGCUGAGUACUUUCCCCUUGGAGGCCGGUGGUGCAGAGACUUUAAGGAUGGAAAGGGAAAGACCCCUUGGAGCACCUAGUGCGAAGCAAUUCCUCUCCCUCCUUGUCCAAUCCUUGUGCUUGGUUUCUGGAAGUCACCCCUACCAGCUCCGCGGGAGUUUUGCCUGUGGGAUGGCUGGGAGGACUAACCCUUGAGUUUCAGAUGCUCAAGUCCUUCGUUCCCCUAACCUCCCGCCGCAUAACCUGUCUCACCAGCCCUUAGGUGUCUGUUGCUUUUCACCAAGCUCCCUCUACACGCCUUGACAUCUUUUUUGUAUCAAGGAGAUGCAAACUCGGCACCUUGUCCUGGCUGGCUACUUACCUGUCCGAGGUAAUUGGGGCUCUGUUCCCCUGGGCUUUGCAAGGGGCACCGGCAAUAUCAUUCCUGGUUUCAGCAUGAGUCCUAUGAGAUUUGGUGUUUCUCCUAAAGCCCCAGCUGCUGGAGUCAUGUGAUGAUGUGAGACUCUCAGGUUUAAUUUUUUUUAAAAAGAAGUUGCUGUCUCUCGUGGUUGUGAAGAAAAUCUUGGAAACUUGACUCCCAAAGCAAGAAAGCAAAUGGCAAAGAAAAAGAACCCAAGGUUGAUUUAAAAAAAAAUCUCAUGAUUCCCAAGCCAGUCUCAGGAUUUUUGGGGCCUCCCUCAUGCUGUCUGAACUCAUGAAGUGGGGAUGUUGUGCCACAGGGCUGGGAAGUUGGACACUCAUUUUGCCAUGAAAACUUCACUGCUGAGAAGUUUGAGGCUUCUCCAGCCAUUGUAUUUCAUGCUAUGAAAGUGUUUGUUAAUGACAGAGCCUUCCUCCACAGUGCUCCCUGUUCCUGAAUAAACUCUGUUCCAUCACCCUCUUUCAGAUCCCCGGCGGGAGAUCUGCGAGGACAGAGUUUUAAUGAUUUAAAAAAAAAAAAGUACGAAGGUGAUUUUUUUUCUCUUUUUGUUUUUUGGAGGGAAAGGAAAAAGAAGAAACUGGAAGGCUUUAAAACUGUGCUGGGGUAACGUGGCUGGGAGCGGAAAAGCCCCAGCCGGAGCUGGAGCGAAAGCAGGAUUGGUCUGGUGAAGAUUUGAAGCCGAGAGGUUAUGAAACUCCGAACAUCUCCCUAGCCCUUUUCAUCAGUAGAUCUCAAAGCUCUUUACAAAGGGGGGCAGUAUCAUUAUCCCCAUUGCACAGAUAGGGAAACUGAGGCACAGAGAGGGGACGUGCCUUGCCAAUGGUCACCCAGCAGAGCCAGGAAUUGAGCCCUGAUCUCCUGCCCUCUGUCCAGUGCUCCGUCCACUUGGCCGCACUGCUUAAAACCUUUACGCUCUGGACCAAGCCAUGUUCUCAGUGACACACACCUGCAAACGCAGUGGUCACAACAUGUUUUGUGUGUUAUUUGUUGGAGCUGGUUUCUACAAGGGACUUCGGAGAAGCCAGCUUCAGUGACUGCACAGAGAAGUACAAAUAAAGGAGGUCAUAAAGCUC